Neopelma chrysocephalum (saffron-crested tyrant-manakin) is the source of this 801-nucleotide messenger RNA. It is a transcript of the gene DIRAS1, whose product is annotated as DIRAS family GTPase 1. The transcript has a single exon. Gene Ontology annotation, cellular component: plasma membrane. NCBI's taxonomy places the organism in Eukaryota, Metazoa, Chordata, Aves, Passeriformes, Pipridae. Bases 45 to 641 code for a protein of 198 amino acids. Gene Ontology annotation, molecular function: GDP binding; GTP binding; GTPase activity. Gene Ontology annotation, biological process: signal transduction. The record is from RefSeq and is a predicted model, not a curated record.
CCCCCCUGUCCCCCCCGCAGCGGCGGCAGCACCUCCGGGCCAAGAUGCCGGAGCAGAGCAACGACUACCGGGUGGUGGUUUUCGGCGCCGGCGGCGUCGGCAAGAGCUCCCUGGUGCUGCGCUUCGUCAAGGGGACCUUCCGAGACACCUACAUCCCCACCAUCGAGGACACGUACCGCCAGGUGAUCAGCUGCGACAAGAGCGUGUGCACCCUGCAGAUCACCGACACCACCGGCAGCCACCAGUUCCCGGCCAUGCAGCGCCUCUCCAUCUCCAAGGGCCAUGCCUUCAUCCUCGUCUUCUCCGUCACCAGCAAGCAGUCGCUGGAGGAGCUGAAGCCCAUCUACCAGCAGAUCGUGCAGAUCAAGGGCAGCGUGGAGAGCAUCCCCAUCAUGCUGGUGGGCAACAAGUGCGACGAGACGCAGCGGGAGGUGGAGAGCAGGGAGGGGGAGGCCAUGGCCAAGGAGUGGAAAUGCGCCUUCAUGGAGACCUCGGCCAAGAUGAACUACAACGUCAAGGAGCUCUUCCAGGAGCUGCUGAACCUGGAGAAGAGGAGGAACGUGAGCCUCACCAUCGACGGGAAGCGCUCCAGCAAGCAGAAGAGGACAGACAAAAUCAAGGGGAAGUGCAGCAUCAUGUAGAGAGCCCCGGACUGGCCCGUGCCCCCCCCUCCGGACCCCCCUUCUCCCCCCCCACGGCUGGACGUGGCAGUGGCAUCGCAGCGGGACCAUCCCCUUGUCCUCCGUGUGCCAUCACUGUGACUGUGUGGGGAUGCCCGCCCCUGCCCCGGGGCUGGGGGUG